UUUUUCACGGACUUCUCUUAAUGCCUUCAACAUAUCCCGUAAAUUUCAGCUGUGUCGAAUGGACCCGGGCCGAGCGCGAUUUUUGAGGGGGGGGGAGGCCUUAAUAGACUAUUGUUUCUAUUAAAGACUUUAAUUUUUAUUUGGUUACAUAAAAUGAUCUUUCUUACAACUAUUACUGACAGAAACUCAUCGUUUUUAGUGUAGGGAAAAAAAUGUGAAAUAAUUUUUUGGACAGUGUCAUUGCACUUGAGAUAUCUUGCUCGAUAGUUAUGGUUUCUAAUAUUGUCUCUCUCUGUCUUUCUUAGAGAUUCAUUAUUGUUUUUAAUUCAAGAAUAUUUCGUCUAUUCUACAAGUUUAUAUGUUCAAUAAAUUCAUUUUACUAUCAAAAUUGUAACCAUAUCUACUUAUAACUUUCACCGAUUUUCUAUUUUUGAUUAUUAUAUCCUACACAGUCAACUAGAUAUAAAUUAAUCAAUUGUCUAUUGUUGUAUGUUUAGGUGAUGUUCUCAAUUCAAUUUAUUUUAUUCGUGGUGGUCAAAUGGAAAUAUUACAAAAUAAUGAAUUACAAGCUAUACUAGGUCGUAAUGAUAUUCUUGGUGAAAAUCCAUGUAAUACAAUUACACCAGGAAAAGCAAGAUGUGUUGCUAGAGGUUUAACGUAUUGUACAUUAAAUAAAAUUCAUCGAGAUGAUUUACUUCAAGUUUUAAAACUUUAUCCUGAUUUUGCUAAAUCAUUUAUAGAACGAUUUCGUGUAACAUUUGAUCUUCGACAAUGUGAAUUAAAUGAAUCAAAACCAUUUUAUAAAUUAGAUAAUGAUAUUCAAAUACUUAUUAAAGAACGUAAUCCAAAAUUACAACCUCAAGGACAAUUAAUUCUAUUUAAUCCACGAGAUGAUGAAGCAAAUCGCUUUUCUACUUCACGAUCUUAUCGUGGUAUACAUAUGAGUACUGAUUCUAGUAUACGACGACAAAUGACAACUAUUGUUGAAUUAUCACCUGAACAAGCACAAACAUUACCAAGAGAUCUUGACUUUGGACGAGAAGAAACAAUGACUUCUUUGAUACCUUUAGCUCACGGAACAUUAGCAAGUGCCUUUUCAACGCUUGUUGCAAUAUCAACAAAUCCUAAACCAACUACAGUUGAUUCUCAAGCUAAAGAAUCAGAAAAUUUAUUAUCAAGAAAAGAAACAAAUUCACCACCAACAAAAAUGACUCCAUUAGAAAAAUAUGAAAAUGGUCCUGUACGAAGUAUGGCAGAUGUUGAUGCUGAAUUAGCACUUCUACAAAUACGUUUAGAUAGUUUAGAACAUGUUAUAGAUGAUAGAAUGAAAAUGUUACUUCGUGUUGCCAAUGAUAUUGCAUGCGCAAACAUACAUCGAUCAAGCAAUGACUCCAAUCAAUCAAAUGAUAUGACCGACGAUAAGAAGUGUUUUGUAAUUGACAAAUUACUUUUUUCCAAAGAUAAAUAA
Messenger RNA from Rotaria sp. Silwood2, 1468 nucleotides. NCBI's taxonomy places the organism in Eukaryota, Metazoa, Rotifera, Eurotatoria, Philodinida, Philodinidae. The record is from the annotation of a GenBank genome assembly.